AUCGUCUUUGGUUAAGCUUCAUCAACAGAGGAAUAUACCAAAUUCCUUUCCACAUAAACAGAACAAUCCAUAUCCACGGAUAGUUUUGUCUCCACGAGAUUCCGUCUCCCAAUCCGCGAUGACCUUACGAAUGUGCCGCAACGGCGCUUCUUCGCCCAAAGCAUAUAUAGUUUGACUGCAAAACAGAAAACCCAUUUCGUGAAGGCAAAGCUUGUACAUAAAAGCAGAGGGGUUUUCUCUAAUUGCACCAUCAGAGCGGGACAGAAAAGGAUCGGAGGGAAGCUGGGGCCGAUCGCAAUGGGUUCAAGAUUUCUGAGGUUGUCUGUUUCCUCUUGGAUAAAUGGUUAUCUUCUGUUUGACUGUGGAAAAUAUCUAUCAGGCUUUGCUCCUAUCAUAUUUCUGUCACUGGUGGCUGUGUGUGCUGCAAGGCCACUUUACCCUCUACCCAGCAAGCUAGCUCAGGGUGCCAAACAGCCUCUACAGACUUCUCGGCCUUAUAAUAUUGCGCAUCGAGGAUCGAAUGGAGAAAUCCCUGAAGAAACAGGACCUGCUUACAUGGUACAGAGCCAUCGAAGAGGGGCAGAUUUCAUAGAAGGUGACAUAUUAGCCACAAAAGAUGGUGUUCUGGUUUGCGCACAUGAUCUUAUACUUGAUGACACCACCGAUGUUAAGGAGCACAAGAAGUUUGCUGAUAGGAGGAGGACCUAUAUGGUUCAAGGGUCAAAUAUGACGGGCUAUUUCAUUGCUGAUUUCACUCUUGAAGAACUGAAGACAUUGCGGACAAAGCAGAGGCUCAAUUUCAGAGAUCCACAAUAUAAUGGUGGGGGUGCCUUCUCUUUGAAUGAGUUGGCCCUUCUAGCUUUUUGGGGAAAAUAUCCUAUUAUCACCUUUGAAGAGUACAUUUCAAUUGCACUGGAUGCUCCAAGAGUGGUAGGGAUAUAUCCUGAGAUGAAGAACCCAGUGUUCAACAAUGAGCAUGUAAAAUGGUCUGGGGGUCGAAGAUAUGAAGAUGUUUUCAUGGAGACACUCAAAAAGUAUGGUUACAAAGGUUCAUACUUGUCAAAAGAUUGGCUGAAACAACCAGUGUUUAUUCAGUCUUUUGCCCCAACUUCACUUGUGUAUGUCUCAAACUUGACCGAUAUCCCAUUGCUCUUCCUCAUUGAUGACGUCACUGUUGUAACUGAGGAUACCAAUCAGCAUGACUAUUUUAGUAACAAUCUGCAGACUUACUCCGAAAUCACCUCUGAUGCCUAUCUGAACUAUAUUAAGAAUUAUGUGGUGGGGAUUGGACCUUGGAAAGAUACUGUAGUCCCUGUUGCGAAUGAAUAUCUGCAAGCACCUACUGAUCUAGUCGCAAGAGCACAUGCCCGUAACCUGCAGGUGCAUCCCUACACUUACAGAAAUGAAAACAAGUACUUGCACUUCGACUUUCAUCAAGACCCUUACCAAGAAUAUGAUUACUGGAUCAACAAAAUAGGAGUCGAUGGACUGUUCACGGAUUUCACAGGAAGCCUUCACAGGUAUCAGGAAGCUUCAUCACCUCUUCCUAAUGCCAAGGCAUCUUCAGUGCUGCACAAGAUAGCUGCUUUGGUCUCUUCCUACAAAAAUGGAUGAGAAUGAAGGUCCAAAGAAGCUCGAAAAGUAGGAAACUGUUUGUUUCCAAUCGGUUUCUUUACAAGAUUUGUUCAUUCACGUUGUGUAUAUAGGGUUAUUGAAGGACCACAUUUAAGAAAAGAAAAAAAAACUAGCAGUGAUCAUUGUUGUGGCAGUCGAUCAUUUAUUUAUGCUCUUUAUGGGAGACAGAAUAUGCCUCAUUCUUGGUAACCAACCAUAAGGCAAAGCAAGCCUGUUCCUGUAAGCUUCCAGUUUUUCUUUUCUUAUUGGGACUUGGAGGGUAUAUCUCCAAGUCUCUCGACUCAAACAGUUAUCAGAACUCGUAGCAUUGGAAAGAAUGAAAAGUUCAUUGUAGCUUUACCAUCCCCUCAUAUAAAAUGCUGAAAGCUAGGAAAUGUAUUUAUGAACUCAUUUUGUUGCUUCAUUGAGAUGACUGCUGAAACAAAGGAUCGAUGAUUAGCAGGAGCAAGAGGGUUGAAGAAAAGGACUACUGGUUUCUGUUCUUUCUUUUUUCCAUUCAUAUAUGUUGAAUAGUUGUGGUGGCUACAGUUUGCGGGGGUGUUUGUUAAUUAUGGUAGAAAAUAC
Molecule: messenger RNA, 2199 nt
Organism: Linum tenue
Lineage: Eukaryota; Viridiplantae; Streptophyta; Magnoliopsida; Malpighiales; Linaceae
Source: the annotation of a GenBank genome assembly